Molecule: messenger RNA, 1509 nt
Organism: Recurvomyces mirabilis
Lineage: Eukaryota; Fungi; Ascomycota; Dothideomycetes; Mycosphaerellales; Teratosphaeriaceae
Exons: 2
Coding region: 1-1509 (502 amino acids)
Cellular component (GO): membrane
Source: RefSeq, a predicted model, not a curated record
AUGAGCUUGCCACCUCGCUCGGAAGAAACUCUGCAAGAUAAGAGCAGUGUAUGUCACGAUGACUACCUGAGCACCAUCCAAGCUGGAGACAGCCGCAGCAGUACACCUGAAUUUGAGCAACUCUCGAAAGCCGAUGCUUAUCCCAAAACGAAUGGGUUCCUCUCUGCGCCACUAUCAGGCCCUAUUCGGCCUUUGUCGCCAGACACUUUAUCUAUCCUGAGUGCAGACGAGUAUGAACAGAUACAUCCUACUGUGUCCCAUCCACAUAGCGAAAAUGGUGUACCCCCCAUAUCUGGUCGUAAUGCACAGCCAAGAGGCUCGCGAGCAAGAUUCCAUGCCUUUUACGUCCGCAACCUGGGUCUUGGCUACAUGCUCCUCGCGCAGGUCUUCGGUACCCUGAUGAAUGUUACUACCCGACUUCUGGAAAUCGAGGGCAACAAUGGCAAAGGCAUGCAUCCCUUUCAGAUCCUCUUUGCACGGAUGGGCAUCACUGUGGUGCUUGCAUCUGGCUAUAUGUGGUACAAGAGGACGCCAGACUUCCCCUUCGGCAAGCACGAGGUGAGAUGGCUACUGGUAGCCAGAGGGUUUGGAGGCUUUUUCGGAGUGACUGGCAUGUAUUGGAGUCUGCUCUACCUCCCUCUGGCUGAUGCGACUGUGAUCACGUUUUUGGCGCCUGCUCUGGCUUGUUGGGCGUGUUCAAUAUUGAUCAAAGAACCCUUCGGACGAUUGGAACAGAUCGCGGGACUGGUCUCUCUUGUUGGUGUUGUGCUCAUUGCGAAGCCGACAAGCAUGUUACCAGGAUUUGGAUCGUCCAGUGAAUCGCCACCCGCCAGCGGCAGUAGUGACACCAUCUCGAGCGCGAACGGGACGGCGAGUAGCGGUGAUGCGUCGAACUAUGACAAUGUCACGCCAUCACAACGCUUGAUGGCCGUGAGCCUGGCAUUGAUGGGAGUGUUAGGUGCUGCCACCGCAUACACAACUAUCCGAUGGAUCGGAAAGCGGGCACAUCCUCUGAUCAGUGUGAAUUACUUUGCUGCUUGGUGCACCCUUGUCAGCACGAUCAUGAUGUUUUCGCUCCCUUGGGUUGGGUUUUUGCUACCAGCGAAUCUGAAAGAGUGGGGUUACCUGAUCUUCUUAGGCACUUGCGGCUUUAUCAUGCAAUUCCUUUUAGCCGCCGGUCUGGCGUACGAGAAGUCCUCCCGCGCUACGAAUAUCACCUAUACACAAAUGUUGUUCGCUCUAGGUUUCGACAAGUUGAUAUUCGGCCACACACCAGAUUUGAUGUCGAUAGCCGGAUCCAGCCUCAUUCUUGGGAGCGCUAUCGUCGUUGCUACUAUGGCCGAUGCUGGUAAGCACAGUAACAAGAAAGAGCAAGUGCACGGCAGUGCCGAUGUGGAGGCUCAGCAAGGCUUGAUGAAUGGCUUUGAAAGUGAUAGGCACAACGAACAGGUAGGAGGAGAGUCCGAGCAGCUUCCACUGCAGGAGAUCCAGCUGAGGACCUUGCGAUGA